AUAGCUAUCAGGCAUAGAAAUAUGCGCGAACCGGUCACUGGUUAAUUGGAGUUUGGCCACAUAAACAAGUUGUUUGUUAAACAUACUCGAGACAAAGUGAUAAAAAAAUAAGUGAGAAAAUAUGAAUAUUUUCUUGUACGUGAUCAUUUUUACAGCAUUUCAAAACAGAUGCAAUGCUGUUUGGUUUUUUGGAUCAAGUUCAAGCAGCGGCUCUUUUGAUGUUGAUGACUUUCAAUACAAAGGAGAUCCAAUAAGAUUCUCAUGUUAUACAUCUGAUGCUGCAUUUUAUACGACUGAAGUAAAUGGAAGUAUUCCUUCAGCUUUAAUUCAAAAGUUAGAUAAUGGAAGAAGUCUAUCGUUGUAUUUCCAUGGAGUUGGAAACAUGGUCGGUUAUUCCUUUGAGGUACUACAAUCAUUUGCAAAAGAAUGGUUCAAAGCAUCUGGAAACAAUAUUUGUAUCGUAACGUAUGGUUAUAAACCGAGUUGGCUUACAUCUGGUUAUAUAUAUGAUAAUAUAAACAAUAUGGUGAAAACGCGGCGGCUUGAAUAUGUGGCAAAGUUGGGACGGAACUUGGUGCUUGACGUAAUACAAAAAUGUAUUACAUCAAAGAGGCAGCAAUGUCUUAGAAGUUUAUCACAGGUUGAUGUUAGCGGCUGGAGCUUAGGUGCGCAUAUCGCUGGUCUAACUUGUCAAUAUUUGAAUACAAAAAUCGACGGAAAGGUCAGAUUACUGCUGGCUCUGGACCCACCAAACAUUUCGGACUCCGGACCACAAAUAAACGGUACCAUUAGAAGUGGUGAUGCUAGCUAUGUUCAAGUAAUUCAUACAAACAAAUACAGAUCAAUAUGGGAUCAAAUUGGAGAUGUAGAUAUCUAUGUAAAUUACGAUUAUUACUACUCCGAAAAUAGUCCAUUAGAUGACAAACAUGGACUUGCAUUUUUUUUACAUCUUGCAACAUCAACUAAGCGAUUUUGUAUAAUAGGCACUCUGGAGGAAAGAAGAGAUGGUAUUUUGUUGAAAAAUGCAAGAGAUUCUUUCGGGAAAUCGGAAAUAGUUGUCGGUAUAUACGGUACCCUGAAACCAGAACAGCGUGGACAAAUUUUUUUUGUUUCGAUCAACAGAGAGCAACGCAUUGAAUUUUGGAAAAGACUUGGGCUAUUGGCAAAAGCCGAACUGGUUUCGGGAAUGAAAGAAAAUCCUAAAGAGAUGGACAUUGAUAAAUUCCAAUAUAAGGGAGAUCCAAUUCGAUUUUCGUGUAUAACACCAGAGUCCCAAAGUGCAUUUUAUACGACUGUAGUGAAUGGAAGCAUUCCGUCAGCUUUAGUUGAAAAAUUAGAUAAUGGAAGAGAUCUAUCGUUGUAUUUCCAUGGAGUUGCCAAUAUGGUCGGUUCAUCUUUCGAUUUGCUCCAAUCAUUUGCCAAAGAAUGGUUCAGGGCAUCCGGAAAAAAUAUUUGUAUCGCAUUGUAUGCAUACAAACCAAGUUGGAUGAACUCCGCUCAUCGAAUGUUUGAUCAUAUAAAAAAAAUGGUGAAAACCCAGAGGCUUGAAUAUGUGGCAAAGUUGGGACGGGACUUGGUGCUUGGCGUAAUACAAAAAUGUAUUGCAUCGAACAGACAGCAAUGUCUUAGGAAUUUAUCACAGGUUGAUGUUAGCGGCUGGAGCUUUGGUGCGCAUAUCGCUGGUCGAACUUGUCAAUAUUUGAAUAAAAAAACCGACGGAAAGGUCAGAUUACUGUUGGCUCUCGAUCCUACGAAAAAUCCUGACUCUGGACCAAAAAUACACUAUUCCAUUAAAAGUGGCGAUGCUAGCUAUGUUCAAGUAAUCCAUACCAACACCUAUAAAGGGAUUACGGAUCCAAUUGGAGAUGUUGAUAUCUACGUGGACUACGACUUUUAUUCAUUUCAACGUGGCAUUAAUUACACAGAAUUAGAUGACAAACAUGGACUUGCAUUUUUUUUACAUCUCGCAACAUCUACUAAGCGGUUAUGUGUAUUGGGCGUUGACAGCAAAAAUCGAAGACCUAUUUUAAUGACAACUCAGAGAAAUGCAUCGAAUUCGGAUAUAGUUGUUGGUAUAUACGGUACCCUGAAACCAGAACAUGUUGGGCAAAAAUUCUUCGUUUCGAUAACAAAAAAUGAGGAACGUACAGGGUUUUGGACAGCAAUUGGUCAACCAUUUCAAAAUCCCGAACUCGUUUUAGGUUCUAAAGAAGUUCAAGGACCAAAAAAGCCAACAAAACCAGAUCCAAAAAAAGGAAAAAACAAAAAACUAGAAGAAGAAGACGAAGACGAUGAUGCAUGUACACUGUGCUGUGUAAAUAAGAAAAGUGCCCUUCUAUUGCCAUGCAAUCAUAAGGAAACAUGUGGGGAUUGUUGGCUCAAAUGGAAAGAACAACCAAUAUCAAGAAAUAAAUGUCCCAUUUGCAGACAAACUGUCUCUAAUUAUACAGAGAUUAAUAAUUGAAUUUUGGCCAAUUCAACUUCAUACGAAUGAUUCAAAUGUUUCAUAUUUCAGACCUGAUCUCGUUUGAUCGCAUCGAAUGAAAAUAUCACAUUAAAAUAAUUCUCUCGAAAUAAAUUAAUUUCACUGACGAAAAA
Contarinia nasturtii (swede midge) is the source of this 2598-nucleotide messenger RNA. RefSeq lists its product as uncharacterized. Bases 122 to 2464 code for a protein of 780 amino acids. The transcript has 11 exons. The record is from RefSeq and is a predicted model, not a curated record. NCBI's taxonomy places the organism in Eukaryota, Metazoa, Arthropoda, Insecta, Diptera, Cecidomyiidae. Gene Ontology annotation, molecular function: lipase activity.